AUGGUCUCCACUACUAUCAACUUCUCCGGCCUGAUGUGCCUCGUCCUUGCUCUCGGCCCUGCCACCGUCCUCUCCGCUCCCCAGAUGCCCGCUGUCCCAUUCCCUGAGAUCAUCAACCACGGCCCCGAGACCACCAACCAGGGCCCAGGCAACAGCGAGACCUCCGCCGGCAGCGGCGUCAAAGUCGGCAUCCCCGGCGGUCCCUAUGUGAACGUCGGCGCCGGAUUCCACGACGUCCACCGCGGCCCCUGCGGCCCUGGCGCAGGCGAUGACCACACCGCCGGCGCCGGUGUCGACGUCGGUAUCCCUGGCGGCCCUUCAGUCAACGUCGGAAAUGGGGAGCACAGCCACCAGGACGGCUACCCUUGCCCUGAGCCUCCUGCCGUUGUCAUCGUGCCUACUACCACUGCCAACCCUCCUGCCGUUGUUGUUGUGUCCACUCCCACCACUACCAACCCUCCCACUGAGAUUAUUACUCCGACUAUUGAGACUGCCCACCCUCCUACUUGGACUGGCGCCCCCGCCAUCCUCCCUCCCACCUUCACUACCCCCAUCUACGCCCCCCUCACCACCGCCCCCGCCUCAUGGGCGCCCUCCGCCUCCAUCCCUCUGAUCCACCCCGCCGUGCCCACCGCAUCGGCUUCGCCUUCUGCCGCGCCUUCUGUCCCCGUUAUGCCCGUCUUCAACGCCGGCUCGUCCCUGAUUCCUGGAUCCGUUCUCGCAGUGGCUCUGCCCAUUAUCCUGGCUUUCUUCAACUAA
Messenger RNA from Penicillium samsonianum, 759 nucleotides. Its product is annotated as putative cell wall protein. The transcript has a single exon. Lineage: Eukaryota; Fungi; Ascomycota; Eurotiomycetes; Eurotiales; Aspergillaceae. Bases 1 to 759 code for a protein of 252 amino acids. The record is from RefSeq and is a predicted model, not a curated record.